Molecule: messenger RNA, 1371 nt
Organism: Nelumbo nucifera (sacred lotus)
Lineage: Eukaryota; Viridiplantae; Streptophyta; Magnoliopsida; Proteales; Nelumbonaceae
Gene: WRKY54
Product: WRKY DNA-binding protein 54
Biological process (GO): regulation of DNA-templated transcription
Cellular component (GO): nucleus
Molecular function (GO): DNA-binding transcription factor activity; transcription cis-regulatory region binding
Source: RefSeq, a predicted model, not a curated record
UGUUUAUCCUCCUCCUUUGCUCCCCCCCCUGCACAUAAAAACACCUAAAAAGCAAUCUUUUCUUCUCUUCAUCUCAUCAUCAUCACUCACCUUCUCUCUCACUCCUCCUCAGCCUCAAGGCCCUCAACCGCCGAGGAUAAUCAUUGAGGAAGGAAAACAAGCCAGAAAGGAGAAGAAGCAAAGCCGCUCAUAACAUAUAAACCAAGCGAGAUGGACACAACUGUUGAAUCUCCGUGGCCGGGAAAUUUCUCUAUUGAUCGGAAAAGGCUGAUCAACAGUCUCGUGCGAGGCCGUGAACUCACAACCCAACUUCAAACUAUCCUCUGCAAUCGCCUCGGACAUGAGGAUGGGUCCUUGUCCACCGAAGAUCUCCUCCCAAGAAUCUUACGAUCCUUCACCGAGGCUAUUUCUGCACUCAAGUCCGCUGACUCCGGAGAGGUCUGUCAGAACCCGUCGAGUACGAAUGUGAGUUCGCCCAGUUGUGAUGGCCCAAGGACGGAAGAUUCCGGCGAGAGCAGGAAGUCUCCAGCAGUCAAGGAUCGUAGAGGAGAUUAUAAGAGAAGAAAGGUUUCUGAGACAUGGACAAAGAUCACUCCCACUCCCAUUGACGACGGCCGUGCGUGGCGAAAAUACGGCCAAAAAGUGAUCCUCAAUUGCAAAUACCCAAGGAACUAUUAUAGGUGCACUCACAAAAACGACCAAGGAUGUGCAGCAACCAAACAAGUACAGCAAAUUGAAGAUGACCCACCAAAGUAUCGAACUAUAUACAAGGGCCAGCACACAUGCAAAGAUAUAUCAAAGCCCCCCCAAUUCAUCAUGGACUCUACCCAUACAGACUCCUCCUCCUUCGUUCUAAGCUUUCAGUCAGACUCAGACGCUCCAAUAACUAACCAGCAGCAGCUCCAGGAGCACCAUCCCUUCUUCUCUUCCUCUUUCCCCCCAAUAAUAAAACAGGAAUGCCAGGAAGAAAUCCCAAACCAUGAGAUGGAGGAGCUCACCCACAACCAGCAAUCUUCAUCACAAUAUUUUCUGCCAUCUGUCCCUACAUCAGCGUUGCCAUCCACACCCGGGUCUGAUCAUGGGGAUGUGAUUUCGGGCGUCUACUCGUGUAGCACCAGCUCUCACAGUCUGGACAUGAGCUUCGUCGGUGACUUUGAUGAUGUUUUCCAUUUUGAUGAUGAUGACUUUUUUCCGGUUUAAUUCGUUCGGUGCAUGUAAUUGUGUAAAGUGAAGUGAAACUUGGAAAUUUGGUUGUACGAUACCAUCACCAUCAUCAUGUAUUUCCCCUGUUACAUUACUUGUCUACUUCUUUCUCUGAUAUAAAAAUUGGACUGAGAUCCACUCUCAUCCCGAUCGAAUUCCCCUGUUGCA